ACUCGCUCUUUCUGCUCUACUCUUCCUCUCUUAUGGUUAGACGAGAUGUGGCCACCGCCAUCCACCGAUGAAGACAUGAUCGCCGGAUCGGAGAUCUACGGGCGGCCGCUAUACCGACGGAGCAAGCCCGUCGGUGCGCCCACCGGAGCAUCAGCACGCCACACCUCCCCCUCCGCCGUCCCCUUCUCCUGGGAGCGGCUGCCGGGCAUCCCCAAGGCCCAGAUCGCCAUCGACGCCCGCUCGCCGGACCCCCUCCUCCCCCUCCCUCCCCCUCUCAGAUCCGCCACCGCCGGCCCCCGCAAGAAGCGACCCAUCGCGGGCCCACGCCCCGCCCCCGACCCCUUCGCCGCCGCGCUCGCCGUGUGCGCCAAGGCCCCGCGGGGCUCCACCAUCGGGGAGCUAUUAGCGGCGAGCGGGUCGGCCGCCGGUCGUCACCGGAGGGGGUCGGCAGCGUCGGCGUGGUCCAUCUCCGACCGGCUCGGGCUCCUCGGCCUCUACGCCUCGUGCAAGGCGACGUGCGCCGUCGCGGACUCAUCCGUCUACGUCCCUCGGUCCGCCUCCUAUAGGCCCUUGAGCCGGCGGUCAGCCUAACCACCACCACCCCAGGACGGUCCAAAGACGAGCAAGCAUGGAAUGUAUCAUACCAUGUUCCCAAGAAAACUAAUUGCUCUCGUAUUGUAUUCAUCAAUAAAUAUUGUUCUCAUCAUCCCCGUCACUCUUUUUUUUUGUUUUGACGAAUCUAAUGCAGUUUUUUUCC
This is a messenger RNA of Musa acuminata subsp. malaccensis (wild Malaysian banana), 757 nucleotides long. RefSeq lists its product as uncharacterized. The record is from RefSeq and is a predicted model, not a curated record. Lineage: Eukaryota; Viridiplantae; Streptophyta; Magnoliopsida; Zingiberales; Musaceae.